AUUGCCAUCUUGUUUCUCUAUCUCUCUUCUCUUCCCCACAACUACACUCUUACUGUGCUUCGGAUCGACGUACUCAACUCAAUUAUGUUGCCAAAUAUCUUAUUUCCAUCACUUCGAGAUGGGACAUCAAGGAAGAAAAGAAGUAGCGGCAGCAUUGAUGGAAUGCAAGACAAUGACGUGCAUCUGCCCUACUCGGUACCACUUCAUCCUCAUCUAAUCACUGCCAACCACAGGAAAUUCACAUUGCACUCCGAGAAUCCCAAGCACAGAAAUAGAGGCAUCAGGAAAAUGGCGAACAAGGUCUCCAAUUUCUCCGAUCUGAUCCAGCGCGUUACCGCGUCUUGCUUGCUCCAUCCGCUGUUCACCGCCGCCCGCGACGACGAAGUUUCAGUUAGUCGUGGCGGCGACGACUCCGAUGACGACAACUACAAGGCGGAGAAGGAGAACACGCAUUACGAAGACGCCGGAGAGGAAGCAGCGGAUUUCAAGCAGCUUUUAGGAGGCGGUAGGGAGGAGUCGAGAACUGAGAGGAUCAUAGAAAUGGAGAUGAUAUUGGGGGAAGUGUUCGAGGCGGUGUCGGCCAUGAAGAGGGCGUACGUUAGCCUCCAGGACGCGCACUGCCCGUGGGAUCCGGAUAAGAUGCGCGUGGCUGACGUGGCUGUGGUGGCUGAGCUCCGGAGGAUCGGGGUGUUGAAGGAGCGGUAUCGGAGGAGCGUUGGUAGUGACGACGGCGGACGAGGGAGGCGGAGAGUUGGGGCGGCCACGCUCAGGGAAGUGGUGGCGCCGUACGAGGCGGUGGUGGAUGACUUCAAACGGGAAGUGAAGGCUAAAGAAGCUGAGAUUCAAAACUUGAAGGAGAAGCUCAAAACGGCGACGUCUUUAGCUCAUUGCAGCACUGGAAGUGGAAAGAAAGGGAAGUCAAAGCGAAAAGUGAGCUGCAGUACUCAAGUGGUGGUGCCGCCGGCGCCGGAUCUGUUCGAGAGCACAAUGGGUAUGGUAAAAGAAGCUUCGAAAUCCUUCACGGCGUUACUCCUGUCGCUGAUGCGGUCGGCACACUGGGACAUAGCAGCCGCCGUGAGAUCCAUCGAAGCCGCCUCUUUCACUAGCGGCGCCGCAGACGCGGUUGUCGGGACCAACCACGCAAAGUACGCAUUGGAGUCGUACGUGAACCGCAAGAUGUUCCAAGGGUUCGACCACGAGACAUUCUACAUGGACGGCAGCCUCUCCUCCCUCCUCCACCCGGACCAGUACCGACGCGAGUGUUUCACGCAGUACCGCGACAUGAAAGCCAUGGAUCCGGUGGAGCUCCUGGGGAUACUCCCAACCUGCAGCUUCGGGAGCUUCUGCUUCAAGAAAUUCCUGGCGAUAGUCCACCCCAAGAUGGAGGAGUCUCUGUUCGGAGAUCUGGAACAGCGGCGCCAGGUUCUGGCCGGAAACCACCCCAGGACUCAAUUCUACGGGGAGUUCUUGGAGCUGGCCAAGGCGGUGUGGCUGCUGCACUUGUUGGCGUUUUCUCUGGAGCCGCCGCCCAGCCAUUUCGAGGCGAGUAGUGGAUCGGAGUUUCAUCCGCAGUACAUGGAGAGCGUGGUGAAGAGUUCCGUCGCCGGCAGAACUGUUGGGUUUGCCGUCAGCCCUGGGUUUAAGCUCGCAAAUGGCUCUGUUAUGAAGGCUAGAGUUUAUCUGGCUCCCAAAACUGGGUUUUGAUUUGUUUUCACUGUUUUUUUUGCUUGUGGGCUGGAUUGGCACAACACAACUUUUUUUUUUUUUUUGAAGAGGGCACAACACAACUUAUUUCACAUCAUUAUUUAGUUACUUGUUAACAAAAUAACUAUGUACUAUUUGUGUUUAUAAUAAAGCAUGGCUUCUUAAAUUCA
Molecule: messenger RNA, 1874 nt
Organism: Ipomoea triloba (trilobed morning glory)
Lineage: Eukaryota; Viridiplantae; Streptophyta; Magnoliopsida; Solanales; Convolvulaceae
Product: protein GRAVITROPIC IN THE LIGHT 1
Exons: 4
Coding region: 85-1704 (539 amino acids)
Biological process (GO): negative gravitropism; response to red or far red light
Source: RefSeq, a predicted model, not a curated record